UGAAAAUGUGUUUAUAUUUAGGACUCAAUGGUUUAGAAAGUAAACUGGUCAACUCUGUUGGUAGUAGCAGUUUGUCCAAUAGCAAUUCAUCAUAUUCUGCACCUAGUUCAACUCCACCAGUAUCUCCUGUUAGUCAGUCUUCGCCUCCUACUGACUUGAACUCAUUUCAACCUACAUCACCUUCCGCUGUCAACAACACUUCAUCUGCGGCAGCUUCUCUCCCCUCCAGUAGUGUUCUUAGUAUUCUGCCGUCCAGUACUGUAUUAUGUGGUGGUGCAUCUGGAAAUCUCUCUCAGUCCUCGUCCUUUACUUUAUCUAGUAAUGGUCGUUUGAUGAAUAUUGAUGAUCAAGACAGUUUACAACAGCAUUCCUCGUGCAAGCUUUUAUUGAAUGGACCAUUACCAUCAAAGCCUCUACCAGAACCAACUAUGUCUUCUCUUAAGACUAUGGCCCAGCAGGCUCUUUUAAAUGCAGGAUUACAAAGACGAUUAUUAUCACCAUCACAAUCCUCCUUCAUACCAACUGAUAGAGAGUUAUUUAGUAGUACAACAAACUCCUUAAGUCUUCAGGCAAAUACAGUCCAACCUGUAUCAGGAACAUUAACAAACAGUGUUACCAUGGAAGCUCACAUCCCACCCUUACUUGGUGUAGCUCCUCUUGGCCCAGUUCCUCUCACCAAGAACUGCUUCUUUCAGUCACAGAUGCUUGAAGCUUCCAGUCAACACAUGCCUCAUCCAUCUGACUCGGAAAGACUAAGGUUAUAUUUUCCAAGGAAUCUCUGUCCAACACCAUCGUACUAUCCUCAGAGCCUACCUAAUUGUGAUUCGCUAGACUUCUUCCAGAGACUCUCAGUAGAAACCCUUUUUUUUAUCUUCUAUUACAUGGAGGGGACAAAAGCUCAGUAUCUAGCAGCAAAAGCUUUAAAAAAACAGUCGUGGAGGUUUCACACCGAACAUAUGAUGUGGUUUCAGAGGCACGAAGAACCCAAAACGAUAAACGAUGAGUUUGAACAGGGCACUUACAUUUACUUUGAUUAUGAGAAAUGGGGCCAAAGGAAGAAGGAGGGCUUUAUUUUUGAAUACAGGUUCUUAGAAGACAGGGAUCUCAACUGAAGCACCGUGAACAAAUAAACAGCUUGUGCUCCUGGAGCGUAGAAGACUUGUUAGCUAAGGAGUACGAGAUCCGAGGAAAGCCUGACCACCUGUUUCAAGACUGAGCUCUAGGGUUUUCAAAUUUCCAUCAGCUGUAACAGAUCAGUGCCAGGCUUUUCUAACCACUCUGUUGUCCUUACAGAUAUCAAAUGUAAUGACAUCAAGAGUGGCGAGACUGCCAUUAUUUCAACUGUGCAUAGUAAAGCAAGGUAGUGUAUUUGAGCUAAUGUGUUGUUUCUUUAUGCCGUAUAGGACAUUAGUUGCAAGGUCCCAGUUUGUCUCAGUGAGGCAUAAGACAGUAAAACAUAGUGCAAAUAUAUACACUCUUAUUUAAAGAGGGAACUGCCUGUAACAGAAAACAAGUGAUGAAUUUUUAAAAAUGCCUUGUGUAAGUUAAAGUUUGUAAUUAAUUUGUAAUUACAGGAAAGAAAUUUUGCCUUACAUUCAGAUGGAGCUUUAAGUAGCCAAUUUUGGGCGACUGUGUAAAUAAAAUGAGAUUGUGUGUUAUUACUGUUGUGAAGUAGAGCUUUCUAUAGCCCUUAAGAUGUUGUGGGUUUGUUAAUAGGAAUGAGUAUGUAGAUAUGUGUUUUAUUAGCACGUCGUCAGUUUAAUGUGCAAGUUUUGAGUAAAGAAAACGAUGAAUGGGUUCAUCUAUCGUUUUCCGGAGCCAACUUUUUACCAAUUCUAAAUUAUAAAAUUUAAUUUUGUCUUGCCAUGCAAAAAAUAUUUUAAAUUAAUAUUGUUCAUUAUUAUGAAAAAAAAAAAGAUUUCCUCCGAUAAUGAUCCCACUUUAUUCAAGGUUUUCGUUAACUUUUUUGUACCGAUCGUGAGGCUUUUCAUUUCAUUCUAGAGAAUAAAGGUUAGGAACUCCUAAAUAUCUUUGUGAACAAAGAGGAGAGAGUGUUCAUACACAGACUAAAACUCUUACUGAAUAUAGGCAAAAUAAAAUUUCCUUUGUGCAGCUAUGCUGUGUUCUCAAUUUUCAAUUUUAUUUUCACAAAAUAAAGGUAAUUUUGACACAAGAA
Messenger RNA from Limulus polyphemus (Atlantic horseshoe crab), 2176 nucleotides. RefSeq names its product CCR4-NOT transcription complex subunit 3-like. The transcript is spliced from 6 exons. The coding region runs from base 6 to 1112 and encodes 368 amino acids. Gene Ontology annotation, cellular component: P-body; CCR4-NOT core complex. Lineage: Eukaryota; Metazoa; Arthropoda; Merostomata; Xiphosura; Limulidae. The record is from RefSeq and is a predicted model, not a curated record. Gene Ontology annotation, biological process: regulation of DNA-templated transcription; nuclear-transcribed mRNA poly(A) tail shortening.